AUGAACAGGCAUUACGCCUCUCCGAAGGGCUACUCGGCCUACCCCCGGGGGCCCAGCGCCUUCUCUAUCUCGCCCAACCGGUACGUGAAACGGUCACGCGCACAUGGCUGGAUGGCAGCGGCCGAUCCAAUCGCCCAGAUAUACAUGGACACUAACAGUCUUGGUCCGAACGACAGCUUCCAGCCUCGCUCCCAACCCGCCCUCCGCCGACGACGUCAGCUCUUCCAACGGCUCAUCCUACUCGGUGGGGUAUCACUCCUGCUAGUGUUCUUCCUCUUUCCCUCCUGGCGCGCCGCGAUUAUCCCAACCCUAUCCCUCGGCCUCCUUCACCCCUCGGAGGACCUCCAGCUCCAAACCGUCCGGUACUAUGACCUCUCUGAAGUACAAGGCACCGAGAAGGGCUGGGAGCGCGGAGAACGUGUCCUCAUGCUCACGCCGCUGCGCGAUGCCGCCUCCCACCUCCCUAUGUUCUUCUCGCACCUCCGCAACCUCACAUACCCGCACAACCUGAUCGACCUGGCGUUCCUGGUGUCCGACUCGCGCGAUGAUACGCUGGGCAUGCUCUCCCGCAUGCUGCAGGAGGUGCAGAAUGACCCGGACUCGACGAUGAACUUCGGAGAGAUCUCCGUCAUCCAGAAGGACUUUGGACAGAAGGUGCAGCAGGACGUGGAGAGCCGGCAUGGAUUCGAGGCCCAGGCGAGCCGGCGGAAGUUGAUGGCCCAGGCCAGAAAUUGGCUGCUGAGCGCUACGCUGCGUCCCACCCAUAGCUGGGUCUACUGGCGAGAUGCAGAUGUGGAAACGGCGCCGUUUACGAUCAUCGAGGAUCUGAUGCGGCACAACAAGGAUGUUACCGUGCCAAAUGUGUGGAGGCCGCUUCCAGAUUGGCUGGGUGGAGAACAACCGUACGAUUUGAACUCCUGGCAGGAAUCGGAAACCGCAUUGGCUCUCGCAGAUACUCUGGAUGAGGACGCGGUUAUAGUGGAGGGAUAUGCUGAGUAUGCCACAUGGCGACCUCACCUCGCCUACCUCCGCGAUCCGUACGGAGACCCCGAUAUGGAGAUGGAGCUGGACGGCAUUGGCGGUGUCAGUAUUCUGGCCAAGGCUCGAGUGUUCCGCGCCGGUGUCCAUUUCCCAGCCUUUAGCUUUGAAAAGCAUGCUGAGACCGAGGGCUUUGGCAAGAUGGCCAAACGGAUGAAGUUCUCCGUGAUCGGGUUGCCACACUACACCAUCUGGCACUUAUACGAGCCCAGCGUGGAUGACCUGCGCCACAUGGAGGAAAUGGAGCUGGAGCGCCAGAUGCGCGAGGACGAGGAACGCCAACGCGAACUCGAAGAACAGAAAGAGAGCAGCAAGUCCAAGUCCCACAUUUCUGCGGACGGCUCCGACAAGGGCUCCGACGAGGGUCCCGCUGCCCAGCCUGUCAAGGACUCUGCCAAGGGUUCUUCCAAUCUUUAG
Molecule: messenger RNA, 1455 nt
Organism: Penicillium canariense
Lineage: Eukaryota; Fungi; Ascomycota; Eurotiomycetes; Eurotiales; Aspergillaceae
Product: ANP1/MMN9/VAN1 family protein
Exons: 3
Coding region: 1-1455 (484 amino acids)
Biological process (GO): protein N-linked glycosylation; cell wall mannoprotein biosynthetic process
Cellular component (GO): mannan polymerase complex
Molecular function (GO): alpha-1,6-mannosyltransferase activity
Source: RefSeq, a predicted model, not a curated record